AUGUUUGCUAGCAAGACCCGUUCACGUAUUAUGCAUCUCAAAGAAAGACUCUCCAGACUCAACAAAGGAGCAAGUCCUGUCUCUGAGUAUCUCAACAAUGUCAAAGCAAUUGCAGAUGAAUUGGCUAUCAUCAACUCCCCUCUGGAUGACAUUCAUCUGGUCAUUCACACACUCAAUGGUCUCGAAACUGAAUAUCGUGAGAUAACGACUGCUAUUCGUACUCGCGAAAAUCCAAUCAGCUUUGACAACCUUCAUGAUCUACUCACAGAUUUUGAAACCUAUCUCAAAAGAGAUGAAAUCAAUAAUGAUAGUUCAUCUCUCGAGUCCAUUGCCACUGCCAAUGCUGCUUUCAAAGGCAAACAACCAUAUCAGAAACGAGGCAACUCUUAUGGUGGUUCUUAUCCCAACAAUGGUGGAUCCACAUCCUCUGGUCAAUCUCGCAAAGUCAUCUGUCAAUACUGUGACAAAACAGGACACUCAGCAAAGAUCUGCUACAAACUUCAUGGUUACCCGAGGCGCACUAACAGCUCCGCUGCACAUCAUGCACGCACGCACUAA
Molecule: messenger RNA, 558 nt
Organism: Trifolium pratense (red clover)
Lineage: Eukaryota; Viridiplantae; Streptophyta; Magnoliopsida; Fabales; Fabaceae
Exons: 1
Coding region: 1-558 (185 amino acids)
Molecular function (GO): zinc ion binding; nucleic acid binding
Source: RefSeq, a predicted model, not a curated record